AUAAGAUAUUCCGCAGUUGCAGGAAAACGGAACGAAAACUACAGUAUUAUAAGAUGUAUUUGUGUAUUGUGUUGUAGCUCAAAGCAUAUUCACAAAUAUGCUAGAUAUACAGGAGAGAAAUGGGACGCCGAUCGCUAAUACAAAUAUAGCUAUUAUCACGACCUCUGCCUAUUUAGCUUCCACACAGCAGGGUUCUUGGAUAAUUGGUGCUCUGUAAAUGGGAGAAAGUUGGGAAACCGUGAAUCAUGGGUGAUAGUAAUACUAUUAGGGUCAUUUAGUAGAAAUAGGCGCCCAGUUGGCAAAGCUCACGCCUAUAGGUCGUACAGCCUUGACGGAAAACUUUACCUUUGACCGCCGUGGCAUCGCUAUUGGACCUAUGAUGGUGUGCGCGCCACCAUACAUGGCGUGCAGAAGCUGCAUUGAUAUAUCCUCUUCCUGACUUGUUUUGGGUCUCCACCAUAAUCGUAUUACUGCCCUAAUCGUCGGACUGCUUAAUGUCUGCAACGUAGUACAAAAUAGUAGCUGUAGAAUGUUAUCAGAUCACAUACACGUCCAAGGCACGUAAACUGCAAUAGGCAUACACCAAUGAAUGAGAUGCUGUCACGUGGAGUGAAAGGAACCUUGACGGAGAUGUUUGACACCUUCCCUUCAGUAGUAUCUGAGUAAUCUAACAAAAAAAUGGCAUCAUUAUUCUCGAAGAAUCGGAGGAAAAGUGCGUCAGUCGAGCUGAAUGAAGAGCCGCCAGAAUUUGAGCUUCUAUUUCUCGGAAAGUCGGCCACUGAACGCAAGAUGGGUCGCGAGUGUACAUCAGGGCUCAUCGGUGACCUCGUAGAACAAUCACGAGGAAAGGAACUCAAGGUCGUGCGGAUGUCCAUUACGAGUAGGGGUGUACGAGUAACAGAAGGUUCGGAUCCGAAGAAACAACGAGAUACCUUCAUACCGAUCUAUUCUAUCAGCUACGGCUCGGCUGACAAGCACUAUCCGCGUGUCUUCUCGCUUGUGACAAACUUCAGCAAGAAUGACCCGAACAUCACCCAGGGUCGUAAGUCGACCAUGCCAUUCUAUUGCUUUGCCUUCGUAUGCCAGACUCCCGGGAUCGCAAGGGCGAUGGUGGUAUACUUAUUGCGUUCUUUCAAGACUGCUUACGAGGGUUGGCGAAGAGGGGUCAAGAGUCAAAGGCUACGUGAUAAGAUCAAAGCAGGCCCAGGUCACAACAGUUUCAAUCCACCUCGUAGCGGAGAUGAAAAAAGCGUUGCGGACACCAUGGCAAGACUAGACGAACUCACUGGGACGAAUCAGAAUGGAAGCGAUAAAAGUUCUGACACGACACCUACCGAAGAGAAAACGGUCACCCCGCCAGAUGAGACAGCCACUCGCUCUGAUAAAGUGGUGUCAUGGAUGGACAAAUGGCUAGGUUUAGGGUCGAGUAAAACAUUCAAACGGUUACCGAGUAACGAUUCUUCAUCAUCACCAUCAGCCAGCGAGAUCACCGCCCAGGAGAAUGAAGCCUUUGCUGAACGAGAGGAAGAGCACCAGGAAUUCGUUGACCCCUCAGCCAUGUUGAAUGAAGAGAUUGAUAUUGUUUCUGAGCUACAGGAUCCCGAGGUUCAGAGUGUGUUCGAGGAGAUUGCAGAAUCGAGAGCCGCUCAGAAAGCUAAACUAUUAGAUUCACUCUAAAAUGAUAUUAUACUUAUUUUUGGUUUUAGAAUUCAAUGUCGUUCCUUUUUUGUUCUGUUUAACUUCACGAACAUUAGUUUCUGCUUAUGCUUUAGAGUUUUCCCCCGGGUUUUUCCACCACCUCCUAGAAAUGUGUCUAAUGACUUUCCACAAGCGGUCCGUAACAGGUUUUCAGUGUCAAUGCCUUUCUGAAAUAUCGAGUUCCUCAUGGGAAACAUAGUUCGUGUUAGAACCGAAAUGUAAUUUAAUGUAAAAGAAAAGUUUGCUUUACCGAUAAUUGAAAACACUCUUUGAAUUCUAUAAACUCUAUUACAGAACAGUGGCAAAUCAAAAAAAGUUAGUAAGUUAUUUUCCCAUACACUUGUACUUUUAAAAUAGCUUACACACUCAUGACACUUGCACCAAUGUAUUUGGGAAAUAAUACGGUUUAGAUCCUAGGUUUGAAAUUUUGGGGAUAAAUACAAACUAAUAUAAUGUUUUAUAGCUGCACCAAUUGCUCGAUCUUAUCUACGAAACAUGCCUCAUUUAAAUUAGAACAGUGAGUAAAGAUACAUGAUGAAGUGAAAAUUUAUUCUAAAUGCUCGUAGAAAACAUACCAAUCAACUCUUUUUGCAUUACUUUACUUAUUUUUAUUCUGUGUCAUAUACCACGGUCAUGACGGUUUCACUAAGUGUUUGAUAAGGUUUCAAAGUGUUUGUUAUUUAAGUUUAAAAUGUUGAAACUGUUAAUCUUGGAGUAAAAUAUUCUGACUGCAUCGUUUAUCGUUUCAUGACUGAAUCACACAUUCAAUCCGUCCUACCUGAUGCCUGAAUUCUUCCAUUUUCUACUUCUUAGUAACAUUCUUUCAAUACUCGCACGUUCUUCCUCAAGAUAAAAAAAAUAUUUUCAAUAUCAAUUUAUCUAGAUUAUAGAUUAUAUUUUAGUAUCAAUUUGUUAUGCGAUAGGUUAAAGAAUGAAGAUAAACGUCAGUAGAUUACUUA
Lytechinus variegatus (green sea urchin) is the source of this 2657-nucleotide messenger RNA. Its product is annotated as low density lipoprotein receptor adapter protein 1-like. The record is from RefSeq and is a predicted model, not a curated record. The transcript is spliced from 3 exons. Lineage: Eukaryota; Metazoa; Echinodermata; Echinoidea; Temnopleuroida; Toxopneustidae. Bases 679 to 1677 code for a protein of 332 amino acids.